Molecule: messenger RNA, 1572 nt
Organism: Solanum verrucosum
Lineage: Eukaryota; Viridiplantae; Streptophyta; Magnoliopsida; Solanales; Solanaceae
Product: ACT domain-containing protein ACR8-like
Exons: 7
Coding region: 3-1328 (441 amino acids)
Source: RefSeq, a predicted model, not a curated record
AAAUGAAAUUCAACACAGAUGAUAUGGAGUGGCCUACUUUUUUAGAUGAAUAUGAAAAGCUUGUUUUUCGAAUGACUAUUCCCAGGGUCAUGAUCGAUAACACUAGUUGUUCAAACGCCACCCUUGUUAAGAUUGAUAGUGCGAGGAAACAUGGGAUUCUUCUUGAAGCAGUUCAAGUUCUCACGGAUUUGAACCUUUCAAUCAAGAAAGCUUAUGUCUCAUGUGAUGGUCGGUGGUUUAUGGAUGUUUUUCAUGUUACUGACUUGGAUGGAAACAAGUUAACGGACAAAAGAUUCAUCAGCUACAUCGAACAGUCACUAGGGACAAUUCAUUAUGCAAGUUCAAAGAGCUAUAAUGGCUUGACUGCUCUGGAAUUAACUGGGACGGAUCGAAUUGGCCUUUUAUCGGAAGUCUUUGCUGUACUGUCAGAUUUACACUGCAAUGUAGUUGAAGCUAAAAUGUGGACUCACAAUGGUCGUAUUGCCUCCCUGAUAUAUAUAAAGGAAAGCCAGUCAGGGUACCCAAUUGAGGACUCACAGAAGAUUGACAGAAUUGAAGCCCGUUUAAAGAGUGUUCUCAAGGGGGAUAAUGAUGUUCGGAGUGCUAAAACAUCAGUGUCAUUGGCUGUCACACAUACAGAAAGAAGACUUCACCAAAUGAUGUUUGCCGACCGCGAUUAUGAAAGAAAGCCAGUGAUUAGGACUAGCAACGAUACCCCAAUUGUAUCGGUGUUGAACUGCUUGGAGAAGGGUUAUUCCGUGGUAAAUAUUCAGUGCAAAGACCGAACUAAGCUUCUAUUUGAUGUCGUUUGCACGUUAACAGACAUGCAGUAUGUUGUGUUCCAUGCCACAAUUAAUUCAGCUGGGGACAGGGCAUACUUGGAAUUCUUCAUUAGGCAUACAGAUGGAAUCCCAAUUAGUUCAGAUGCUGAAAAGCAACGUGUGAUUCUAUGUCUACAAUCUGCUAUUGAAAGAAGAGCAUCCGAGGGAGUGAGGCUGGAACUAUCCACAGGAGACAAACAAGGCUUAUUGGCCGAUGUAACUAGAACAUUCCGGGAAAAUGGCCUAAACGUGACGAGGGCUGAGAUAUCAACCACAGGGGAUUCAGCUCUAAAUAUAUUUUACAUAACAGAUGUGAGGGGGAAUCCAGUCGAUUCAAAUAUCAUUGAGUCUGUUAGGGGGGAAAUCGGAUGGAGUAACUUGAAAGUGAAGGAAUUGCCAUUGAUCAAUCAUCAAACGGUUGAUAGAGACGGGUCCGUGUUGUUGUCACUUGGUAACAUAUUCAGAAGGAAUCUUUACAGCUUGGGGUUGAUCAAGUCGUUUUCUUGAUGCAAGAAAAAUGAAUCUUCUCAUACCAACUUACCAAAAAGAAGAAUACGAGAAGUUCAUAUUCCUCCGAAUUCAGACUCUGGAAGCCUCAAAGGACACCUAAGUUCAAGUGGCAUGUACAUAGCUUAAGGAUUACUAUAAAGUGAUUCGUUGUUCAAGAAAAAUGCAUAGCUGUUGGAGAAUCCGAUACAUGCCCUAGUGAUGUUUCUGAAGAGUCCGAGCAACAUAGGGUGGAUGGUAUUGG